Phalaenopsis equestris is the source of this 1604-nucleotide messenger RNA. Its product is annotated as probable serine/threonine-protein kinase PBL19. The record is from RefSeq and is a predicted model, not a curated record. The transcript is spliced from 4 exons. Gene Ontology annotation, biological process: protein phosphorylation. Bases 117 to 1454 code for a protein of 445 amino acids. Gene Ontology annotation, molecular function: ATP binding; protein kinase activity. Lineage: Eukaryota; Viridiplantae; Streptophyta; Magnoliopsida; Asparagales; Orchidaceae.
GCUUUCUGGUUGAUCCACUUGCGAGCAGACUGCAGAGCAGUAGGUAUACAUGCUGCCCAACUCCCGCUUCACAGAAGCUCCUCCUAAUCCCUAAUUUUCUCCUUCCAUCUCGAAUCAUGAAGUGCUUCUACUUCCCUAGCACCGAACCCGGUGAAAGGGGGCUCGCCGGCGGCGGAGAAGGGACGGGUGGCUGGGCAGCUAAGGUGCCGUGGGCUCGAUCAUCCAGCAUCGCGUCCAGCUCGUCAGAAACAAGGAGGUCCGGUUUCGUGCCCGGCGUGGGUGAGGAGACGUGGAGUAUGGAGAGGAGACCGGAAGGGCUGAGGGCUUUCCGUUUCGCGGAGCUGAAGGAGGCUACGAAGGGAUUCAGCCGAGCGAUGCUCAUCGGGGAGGGAGGGUUUGGGUGCGUGUACAGAGGGGUUAUCUGCAUUUCAGGGGAGGAGGAAGGUGUUGAUGGCGUUAAAACGAUGAAUGUCGCCGUGAAGCAGCACAACAAGUAUGGAUCGCAGGGACAUAGAGAAUGGAUUACAGAAGUCAACUACUUGGGUGUUGUCAAGCAUCCAAAUCUUGUAAGAUUAGUUGGCUAUUGUGCCGAAGAUAAUGAGAGAGGAAUUCAAAGGCUCCUGGUAUAUGAACUAAUGCUGAACAAGAGUUUGGAAGAUCACUUAUUGGCGCGAAUUCCAUCAAAGCUGUCCUGGGAGCUGAGAUUAAAAAUAGCCCAUGGUGCUGCACGGGGUUUAGCAUAUCUUCAUGAAGAAAUGGAUUUCCAGUUAAUAUUUCGAGAUUUUAAGUCUUCAAAUAUUCUGCUAGAUGAAGAUUUCAAUGCAAAGCUCUCGGAUUUUGGACUCGCUAGACAUGGUCCAUUAGAAGGAGUUUGCUGUGUCUCGACAUCAGUUGUGGGCACUGUAGGAUAUGCAGCACCUGAAUAUGUCCAGAUGGGGAAACUAACAUCAAAGAGUGAUGUUUGGAGCUAUGGAGUAGUCCUGUAUGAGAUCAUUACUGGAAGAAGGUCUAUUGAAAGAAACCUUCCAAAGAAUGAGCAGAAACUCUUAGAUUGGGUGAAGCACUAUGCCACUGACCCCAAAAAACUUCACAUUAUAAUUGAUCCUAAACUUAAGGGCAACUACUCAAUAAAAUCAGUUCAGAAGAUUAUUGCUUUGGCAAAUCGAUGCUUGAGGAAGAGACCGAAGGCCCGUCCUUCGAUGAGUAAAGUUGUUGAGAUGCUUGAUGAGAUCAUUGAGAUGCCAAAUGAAGAAUGUAUGAGAAGUGUAGCAUCAUCAGAUGUAGGAGAAGGUGAUGAUGAAGGGAAGAUUGGGCUUAAAGAUAGUAUUAUAAAUCGCAUCAAGGUUUUUGAUUUGAAGGACUUCGGUAGUCUCAGGAACAGAACUAUGGGGAAGUUGGAUUGGAAAGGUUUAGGUCCAGGAUCUGUAGUGGAACUGGCAAGAGCAUGGGGAUAGAUUUGUAAGAAUAGCUUAUUUUGUUUCCAUGAAGGAGGAGAGAGCAAGUGUUGUAAACAUUGUUGGAUGAGUUAACAUAUUAUGGAAGCUUGUAUUCUCCACUUUUUUUUGGGGUAUUUACAUAACUCCAAAUUCCCAUGUAUUUAUAUA